Molecule: messenger RNA, 1467 nt
Organism: Pichia kudriavzevii
Lineage: Eukaryota; Fungi; Ascomycota; Pichiomycetes; Pichiales; Pichiaceae
Exons: 1
Coding region: 1-1467 (488 amino acids)
Biological process (GO): isoprenoid biosynthetic process; ubiquinone biosynthetic process
Cellular component (GO): transferase complex
Molecular function (GO): prenyltransferase activity
Source: RefSeq, a predicted model, not a curated record
AUGUUAAGAAUUGCCAAAACUGUUAGGGGAAGAGUUCAAAUCUCGAACAUCAAAUCAUUCAAUCACUUAUUAACAACUAGACGUCAUGGUUCAUCGUUUGGUGCAGCAAUAGAAACAGCAGAAAAAAUGGUGCAGCCCAAUGUAUCUUCCAGAUUUGAUCCUUUCUCGAUGGUUUCCGCUGAGAUGGGUGUUUUAGCAAAGCAUAUUGCACAAUUAAUAGGUUCUGGACAUCCUGUACUGAACAGAGUGACUUCUUACUACUUUGAAGCAGAAGGUAAAAAUGUUAGGCCUUUGAUUGUUUUAUUACUUUCCAAGGCACUGGCUGCAAUUCCUGAAGGGGAAAGGACUAGAAUUCAUAUUGAUCAGUAUGAUGUCAAUACACAAACCGAGUUUAAAGGCACACCAAAGGCAUUCUCCUUUGCCGGUGCUAAUCCAUUAGAUUCGAUAUCUCCACUAAGAGUUUUACAUGGUAUCAACCCAAACAUUAUUCUUAACCCAUUGUCUAGACCAAUGCUUGAUCAAGAUGAUUAUGAGAAACUGGAUAAGGUUAAUGGUAUUUUACCAAAACAGAGGAGAUUGGCUGAAAUCACAGAGAUGAUCCACACUGCAUCUUUAUUGCACGAUGAUGUGAUUGACUUUGCCGAUUCCAGAAGAGGAAGAGAUAGUGGUAAUGUUGCAUUCUCAAAUAAAAUGGCAAUUUUGGCAGGUGAUUUCUUACUUGGACGUGCAUCUGUUUGUCUUGGUCGUUUGAGAAACAGUGAAGUUGUUGAGUUGAUGUCAACUGCAAUUGCCAAUUUAGUCGAAGGUGAAUUCAUGCAGUUAAAGAACACUGUUUUACAGCCAGAUGUAAAGAGUAUUGAAAAUGGUGGAGAAGUAAAGAGAAUUCCAGACGCAACGGGUAAAGUUCCAGUACAAGUUCACGAAUACUCUGUUAAUCUAUCCGAACAAUACAAGAUAACACAUAAAGAUAAUGUUCAUGCAGCCUUUGAAUAUUAUUUGCAUAAAACAUAUUUGAAAACAGCAUCUUUAAUGUCAAAAAGUUCGAGAUCGACAGCAAUUUUAGCCGGUUGUGAUGAAAAAAUCAUUGAAAAUGCAUAUCAGUUCGGUAGAAAUUUGGGUCUUUGUUUCCAAAUUGUUGAUGAUAUGUUAGAUUAUACGACAACAGCAGAGCUAUUAGGUAAGCCUGCAGGUGCAGAUUUGAAGUUAGGUUUGGCUACAGCUCCUGUUUUAUACGCAUGGGAAGCGAAGCCAGAAUUAGGUGAAAUGAUUGCUCGUAAAUUCAGCCAGCCUGGUGAUGUUGAAAUUGCCAAAGUUGCUGUAGAUGAAACUAAGGGCGUUGAAAAAACAAGACAGCUGGCAGAGAAAUACAGAGAUGAAGCCUUGUUUAAUUUGAGACAAUUACCUGAGUCAGACGCAAGAAGUGCCUUGGAACUACUGACUAAUUCUGUUUUAACAAGAUCUAAGUGA